UUAUGGAGCAGUUGGGACUUGGUGUUCGGGCAGGAGAGCCCCUGUUGGAUACCCACAGAAAGGAAUGCAAAAUGGGUUUCCAAUUCUUGGCGUUACCCGCUUCUUAUUGCCCGCAUCCGAGUGCGAAUAUACCCUCAAAUUUCUUUUGGAUGAGUUGCAAAUGGAUCAAUGGCCGAUUGCUCCUGGGAAUCGAGCUUCAAGGUGCAUAGGAGUGGCCUUAAGCGUGGCUUCAGGAUUACUUGGAGCUUGUUUGCCUGGAACUGGCGCCAGAAUUAUAGCUUUGGUUGGUGGUCCAUGCACAGAAGGGCCUGACACUCGUGCUAAAUGAGUUUAGAGGCAGCUGAAGCUUCCUGGUCCUACUAUAAAUGUCACCACUAACAACAAUGUCGUCAUCAACGUUAGAAACAAAUUGGACGAGAGUCUUCUUAUGCAUUGGUCUGGAGUUCAACAGAGAAGAAGUUCAUGGCAAGACGGACUUCUGGGGACUAACUGUCCAAUUCCUCCAAAGUGGAACUGGACCUACCAGUUUCAGGUUAAGGAUCAGAUUGGGAGUUUCUUUUACUUCCCUUCUCUUCAUAUGCAGAGAGCCUCUGGUGUAUAUGGUAGCUUCAUUAUAAAUAAUAGGCCUAUUAUUCCAAUUCCUUUUGCUACUCCAUAUGACGACAUUAUCAUUUUGAUUGGCGAUUGUACAAAAGGAACCAUACGGCUUUGAGAAAGGCCCUUGAUGAAGGGAAAGAUCUUGGAAUGCCAGAUGGAGUGCUUAUUAAUGGCAAAAGUCCCUGUCAGUAUAACACCACACUUGUUCCUGAUGGUAUUGACUAUGAAACUAUUGAAGUCCAUCCAGAGGCUUUCUGGAGCAUCUUUGCUAAUACUAGCAAAUAAGCAAGACCUAAAAGGUGCUCUUACACCAAAUGAAAUUGCUAAGCAAAAUGGGUCGAAAGAAGAGCAAAAAUAAAGAUAAGGAGAGAAGCCCAAGCCCAACUCCAAGUUCAAGCCCAACUCCUAAAGCCCUGUCUGAACAUUCAGAUGAGAUUUGUAAAACCAUGGUUAAAACCACAGAAGCCUCUUUAAAACCUCAAUCAUCCGAUGAAACCCAUAAAGACAUUAAAAAAUGGGUCGAAGAACUCAGCCAGUCUCCAGAAGUGAUUAGAGCCCUUCAGAGUAUGGCUUCAAGUAUGGCCUCCUCUUCAGGAGAAACAGGUAUGAUUCCUAAAACCAAAGCGAUCGUGCCCGCUCAUGGUACGACUAGUCUGUCUCAAACGGUAGACAGUAAAGACUUAUCAAAUCCGUUGAAGGCUGUGGGUUUGCCAAAAAUCCAACCAUCUCAUGGAUAUAAUACUGGAUUUUAUAAAUGGUAUUUAAAACCAGCUUCUGAAUUUGAAAUCGAAGUUGAAUAUGGAUUUAAUAAUAUAAACCCAUGGGAAGUGAUUAGAAAAUAUUAUCCUGAGAACUGGUGGUUUACUCCAAAAAAUAUUUUAAAACCUCAGGAUUAUUAUCAAAGUAUUUUAGAGGAAACUGGAGCUGUUAAAAUCAAGCAUAAUUUUGAUAAAAACUAUAAGGACGUAGUAGCCUAUUCUUCCAUUCAAAUAAAAAGCAUUAUGCAUCCUCAAGAUUGGCCUGCACCAAACUUGUAUACUGAAAUAGCGUUUAAAAAAUUAAAAAAGUAUUGCUCCUCAUAUAACUAUUUUGAUUAUAUUGAUGCAUGGACCAAUGUUUUCAGCAUUCAAAAUCCUACAACAACCCAUUCGUGGUUGAUUUAUUUUGAUGUACAAGCUAUAAAAACUGUCACCAAAUUUCCAAAUUGGUUUUUUGUAUGGUGGCAAUCCAGGGGCAUUACUGAAGAUAUUUUAUCACAGGAAUUGCUCCAUAUAUAUCAAUACUUUAAAACCAAUUAUAAACCUCCUCAGCAAGAAAAGUAUAUACCACCAUUGAUGUAUUUCUGUUUAAACUUCUUUCUACCGUGGGUAUAUCAAUGGUAUUUUGACUUUCAGUAUGUUACAGACCUAAAAGUCCCUGUUAUUGUAAAACGACACAAGAUAAAAUGGUGGGGUUCUUUCAGAAACCCAACCACGGAGGAGUCCGUAAAACAAUGGGUUAUUAAAAAGGCCCAAAUUCCUGGAACUUCAUAUGCUGGUAAACUGACAAUGCAAGAAGAGCCCAUAUUUGGAGCCCAAAAGGCUCAAUGUCAAGCAAUGUUAGCUGCAGCUAAAACUCCCGAAGAAUACAAGUUGAUUUGUCAGAAAAUGUUCAAUCAGCUUAGCACGGGAUCAUCAGUAAAACUGGAAGACGAACAAUCUUCCAAAGAAGAACCAUCAGUAAAAUCCUCUGGAAAGUCAAAGAUAAAAAAGAAACCUGGCAGAAGAAAAACUAAAAAGCAGUCAAGUUCAGAAACGGAGUCGACAGCGUCAUCAGAAACGUCAUCCUCCAGUAAAACCUCUGUAUCUUCACACUAUGACAGUAAUGAAGAUGAUUGCUAUGGAGUUCUACCGCCAGUAAAAAUCAAGAGCAAGACAGGAAAAGGAAAGAAGACGACAAAAGUAAAAAAGGAGAAGAAAGAAAAAAUAAAAAGAAAAAGCAAGAAAAAGAAGGACACCUCAUCGUCCUCCUCAGAAUCAGAAUAAAAUAAAAUUUCGGUGGAAAAGAGUAAAAGACAAAGGAGUGGCAGACAGACUAUUCAUCAACAGUAAAAAGUGGCAGACAGACUAUUCAUCAACAGUAAAAAGUGGCAGACAAGGUACUAUUCAUGAACAGUGCCAGCUGCGUGAGUAAACAGUAAAAUCUCUCUAUAAAAAGGGAGCCUCUCCCCUUGUGAAGGCAUAACUUGUAACUCUUUCUCUCUUUCUCUCUAUCUUCCAUCUUCUCAAGUUCCUCUGUAAAAACUCUCUCAAUUUCAGAAGUUUAUAUUUCUAAAAUAUAGUAAGUUUUUAUUCUAGUCUUAUAAAUUGCUACUUUAUAAGCCCGUGUUGACGGCACAGUUCUCUUCUCCCUCCACAAUCUGACUUAACUCUGGGGAUCCCAGGUUAAGGUUGCAGGAACCCAGACCUUAAAAUAAAAUUGUGGUUAAUUGUUGCUUAAGUAUGCUCUGUGGUUGCGGCUUAGGCUGAUCUUCCACAUCAGAAAUCUGUUUGGUAAAACUUAAUUAUUUUCACGGUAUAUAGGCUGGAAUACCCGAGGUUGCGGGCUACUGGUCCAAAGGGUAGCAAUUGCUACUGUACCACUGGUUUAACAAAGCCACGUACUGUUAAAAUCUAAAACUGAAUCAUCAAUUGGUAAACGAUCCUCACAUUUUGUUGGUGUCUGCCACUUUUUACUGUUGAUGAAUAGUCUGUCUGCCACUUUUUACUGUUGAUGAAUAGUCUGUCUGCCACUCCUUUGUCUUUUACUCUUUUCCACCGAAAUUUUAUUUUAUUCUGAUUCUGAGGAGGACGAUGAGGUGUCCUUCUUUUUCUUGCUUUUUCUUUUUAUUUUUUCUUUCUUCUCCUUUUUUACUUUUGUCGUCUUCUUUCCUUUUCCUGUCUUGCUCUUGAUUUUUACUGGCGGUAGAACUCCAUAGCAAUCAUCUUCAUUACUGUCAUAGUGUGAAGAUACAGAGGUUUUACUGGAGGAUGACGUUUCUGAUGACGCUGUCGACUCCGUUUCUGAACUUGACUGCUUUUUAGUUUUUCUUCUGCCAGGUUUCUUUUUUAUCUUUGACUUUCCAGAGGAUUUUACUGAUGGUUCUUCUUUGGAAGAUUGUUCGUCUUCCAGUUUUACUGAUGAUCCCGUGCUAAGCUCCAUUUAUUAAAUUUAAUAAUGAAUCUUGUUCUUUAGUUAAAACAUUUAUUGACUGUUCGGAUGAGCUAGUGACUAACUCAUCUAUUUGGUUUUCACUUUCAGUUAUAUCUGUUUCUGAGGCUUCUGAACUUAAGCAUAUUUCUUGGAUUUUAUUUGUUAUUUCUUCAUCUAGUCCUAACUCAUUUAAUCUUUUAUUAAAUCUACAAAACUUAGAUGUAUGUCCUUUUUUACCACAAUUAUAACAUGUUAAAUCUUUAAAAGACCUUUUAUUUUGGUUUCUUUCUUCUGGCUUCUUUCUUUCAUAUUUCUUAUGAGUUUUAACAUUUUUUCGUUUAUAAUAUUCUUCCUUAUUAGGUUUUGCUACAUAUUUCUUUUUAUAAUACCUAUCUUUUUUAUAAUAUUUCCUUGGCUUAAUUCUAGAGCAUUGCCCAUUGCAACCUUCUUAUCUGCAUCAUUUUCUUUAGCUAUUUUAUAUGGCGCACAAACUAUUUCAUUUUCUCCAUGUUUUAUUUUACUGAUUGUUUUAGGUGGAAAAUCACUCUGUACUACUUUGUCAUUUACUAUCCAUUCUGGCCUUUUAUCCCUUAUAGUUAUUGGAUUAAUACUUUUCUUUUUGCAUAGUUUGAACCAAUCAAAAAAUCCUAUUUGUUCUUCAUUUUGGCUAUUUAGAUAUUCUUCUUUUAGAUCUUCAAACUUAUAUUUUUUGAUAAUUUUAUUUAACUUAUAUAAGUUUUUUGUCUUUGUUAUUUCUUUUAGAAAUUUCUUUUCAAGUUUUUCUUUACUAAGGACAUUUAAUUCUCUGUUUAUAUUAUUUAUGUUU
Manihot esculenta (cassava) is the source of this 4594-nucleotide messenger RNA. RefSeq lists its product as uncharacterized. The coding region runs from base 912 to 2621 and encodes 569 amino acids. The transcript is spliced from 7 exons. The record is from RefSeq and is a predicted model, not a curated record. NCBI's taxonomy places the organism in Eukaryota, Viridiplantae, Streptophyta, Magnoliopsida, Malpighiales, Euphorbiaceae. Gene Ontology annotation, molecular function: GTP binding; GTPase activity.